UACUAUAAUCCACUCUUCACAAUGAAGCGCAAUCAGUUAAUCUUUUUGGGCGUAGCCCUCAUUGUUUACAUUUCGCAGUCGGAAGCUGCAACCAAGGGAUCGAGAAUAAUCGGAGGUGACGUUGCCAGAGCCGGACAGUUUCCUUUUGCCGCGGCAAUUCAUGUCCAAACAGCCGACAGCAAAUUCUUUUGUGGUGGAGCUCUAACUGGUAACGACUGGGUUGUCACUUCUGGUCACUGCGUUAACAAUGCCAUUCUAUUUACCAUCCACAUUGGCUCAAAUCAUCGAGAAUCAGCCGAGCCUGACGGUUUGACUGUAGCAACGUCUACUUAUGUUCUACAUCCCGAUUUUAAUGCAGACACUUUCGAAAAUGAUAUUGGAUUGAUUGAGUUUCGAAGACCAAUUGAUUUUAAUUCAUAUCUAGAACCUGUGUACACACCGGAGUUUCCCCUAAACGAUUACGCAGAUGUGAUUGGUCUAGGAUGGGGUCAAAUUAGUGACAAUGACGCCGAACUUAGCGACGAUCUACGAUACGUAAAAAUGACGGCUAUUACCAAUACAGAAUGUAAAAUGACUUAUGGAAAUCAGAUUACUGAUGGUAUGGUUUGUGCCAUUGGCAAUUACAACGAAGGCACAUGUGUGGGUGACACUGGGAGUCCUUUGGUAAUCGAAUUUCCAAAGAAUUAUUUUCUCGUUGGUGUUGCAAGUUUCCUCAGUGCUAAUGGUUGUGAAAGCACCAAUCCGUCAGGCUACACAAGAACUUAUUACUACUUUGACUGGAUCAAAAAUGUUACAGGAACUUAUCCUGGUCUCUCAUAAUAUUUUCCAUUUUUGUAGUAAAGUUGUAGAUUAUUGCAGAAAUUGGUGCAAAUUUUGUUUUGGAAAUAAAUGAAUUUAUCUCUA
Messenger RNA from Zophobas morio, 903 nucleotides. RefSeq names its product chymotrypsin BI-like. The record is from RefSeq and is a predicted model, not a curated record. Gene Ontology annotation, molecular function: serine-type endopeptidase activity. The transcript is spliced from 7 exons. Lineage: Eukaryota; Metazoa; Arthropoda; Insecta; Coleoptera; Tenebrionidae. The coding region runs from base 22 to 819 and encodes 265 amino acids. Gene Ontology annotation, biological process: proteolysis.